Messenger RNA from Kwoniella botswanensis, 1077 nucleotides. RefSeq lists its product as uncharacterized. NCBI's taxonomy places the organism in Eukaryota, Fungi, Basidiomycota, Tremellomycetes, Tremellales, Cryptococcaceae. Bases 1 to 1077 code for a protein of 358 amino acids. The transcript is spliced from 12 exons. The record is from RefSeq and is a predicted model, not a curated record.
AUGUCUGUGGAUUUCAGUGGACUCUCACCUGAAGAGCUGGAAGGGAUCGCCAAAGCUGCUUUUGGGGUCGACAUUGGGUUGAAGCUGGGUCCAUUACUUCUAGGAGGCAUAUUCGAUGUGAUGUUGCUAGGAGUGUUGAUCCAGCAGUUCCAAAGUUGGUGGGCAUACUGUAAACCCUCUGAAAGGAAACUCAUAGCUCUUCUCACUACAUAUAUAAUGAUUUAUUCGAUAGGCUGGACGGGUAUGGUCAUAGGAUAUGUGAUGCAUAAUUUUGUAUACAACUUCGGAAUCUUCAGUGUAUUCUUGGAAAUGCCUUACUUCACUACCUUCCCAAUAGUCGGUAUGGGGAUGUCUACAGUGAUUCAAGGUUUCUAUAUCGAGAGAUCAUGGCGUCUGAACAACCGAAAUCCUUUCUUACUUGUAUUUCUCUGUAUCUGCGUCCUUGGAGAGUGGGCUGCCGUGUUAUUAUUGGUCAUCAAGGUCACAUCGAUCGCUUCGUUGUUACAAGCCACGGAAGGUGUCCCACAUACUCGAGCUUGGCAAUGCAUGACCCUGGCAGCCGAUGUCAUGAUCACCGGUUCGAUCGGUUGGGGUCUUUGGUCCGCCAAGACAGGUUGGUCGCACACCGAUGCUCUCGUGAAGAAGUUGCUUCUAGUUACAUUGGAAACUCAAUUGGGCCCUACCCUGCUUAUGGCCGCAUUCGUGAUUGAGCUCUCUAUCCAACCGGACUCUACCCUCGGUGUCUUUUUCGAUAUCCUCAUCCCCAAAUCUUAUGCUGUCGGCUAUCUCGCUAUUCUCAACACUCGAGUGCACCUCAAACGAAAAGAUAACACCACCAGCGGCAGUAGAGAGAACCCUCAGACUAAAUCCAACACGUAUCAUCUGGGUAGCGGAAGAUUACAACAAGCUACUGUACAUGUUGAAACCGACACUUACAUCGAGUCCUAUCAGGUGAAAGAUCCAGUUCCUGGAUUGAACCGAAUCAACGAACAUUCGUAUGAAGAGUCGAUCGAAAAUUUAGAUUACUCUUCAAACCUUUCUAAACAGAACUUGAACAAGCCAAACCAAGGUUUUUAG